CUCGCGCAUACCAUAUGUAUUCAUUGUCGUUUGUUCAAGCGCUUCGGUCGAUCUGUGCAAUUUUGUCGCAAAGCUGUUUUUUUUUGCGAAGAGGACACUAAACGGAGUGCGACCUUUCAGCGUUCGAAGUUCGUGAACAGUGCCGUUCUGUUUGUGACUAAUAGAAUUCUUAGUGAUUGGUUUAAUACAUAAAGUGAGAAAUAGUGGAAAGUGAUUGAUUCUUGUGUUUAAUCGCAAGUUGUCCACUUGAGGACCAGUUUUGUGAUGAGCGCUUAUAAACUGUCUAGCAGCAGCAUCAUACAGUAGUUACCGCAUUUCAUCGAGUUUGACGAAAUUUCCUGAUUCAUCCGGUGGUGACUGUGCCGUUACGAUACAGAAUCUACUAAUAUAAACCAACAAAGGACAAUUACCAGGAUCAUCAAAAUGCAGCCACGAUGAAGCGCGGUCGCACGGAAGAAAUCCAAUUUGGGCAACAACCGCCACGGGCAAGCGGAACUGCCCCCCUCCAGCGUCUUAUUACGACAACCCAGCCACACAAUGCUGGUGGAUCCACCAUACAGUACCAAAUAUCACCGAACGUUAUCAAGACUACAACACCUGCCGAUGUUGCGGCAAAUUUGAGCCAACCCCAACAGCAACAGGCUCAGCAGCAGCAGCAACUCCAGGCGGUACCACAGCAGCAGGUUCAACAACAGUCUCAGCAGCAUCAGAUCUCGCAACAAUCGGUAACUUCCCAGCAGCAGCAGCAGCAACAGCAGCCCAGCGUGCAGUAUACGGCCACUUCAUAUGCAACUAGCAUCGGCGGAGGUGGUCCGAAUGUGGUGAAAACUGCAGGUGGACUCGCGCAAUCAGCAGUCACCACUCCACAGCAACCUGCCCAACAACAAGUGCAUGUCGUGAACACGACUAACCAAGUGCGUGGCGGUCACAAAGGUGUUACAAACUCAACUACUAGCGGUAGCGGUGGUGGUGCCGGUCAGGUAAUAAACACAAUGCCGACCAAUGUCAUACCGAGUGCACAACCGCAGCCUCCACCGCCGCCACCACAAGCUGGGCAGGCCCAGUUUCAGCGGCUCAAGGUCGAGGAUGCGCUUAGCUAUCUGGACCAGGUGAAAUUCCGUUUCGGCAAUCAGCCCCAAGUGUACAACGAUUUUCUCGACAUCAUGAAGGAAUUUAAAUCUCAAAGCAUCGAUACACCCGGUGUUAUCCAACGUGUAUCAAAUCUGUUCAAAGGACACCCAGAGUUGAUCGUUGGGUUCAACACAUUUCUACCCCCAGGGUAUAAGAUCGAGGUACAAGCAAACGACCAAGGCUAUGCCUUUCAGGUGUCCGUUUCAGUGCCAUCAACAUCAUCGGGUACUGCAGUAGCUCCCCAGCCAUCGCCGCAUAAGUACAGCACAAUAUUUCAAGGUGGUGGACAGAUCGUACAAACACCAAACGCAGCUGUUAAUCUAAUGAGUUCAUACGGCCACUCGACAAGCUCUGUCCAUUCGACUCUUCAAUCGGUAGUGCCAGCUAGUGUUUCCGGAACACAAAACUCCAAUGUGACUAACAUUGCCUCGAUUCCACAAUCGCCGCAAAAUUUCUCCCGAGAUCGGGAACGAACCAUCUCCGGUGGAAGUGGAGGUCCAAAUUUGCCAUCAAGUAAUGCGUCCAUCGGUCCAGUUUCUUCGGCUGAUCCAAGCACAAUCAACAGUAGUCAACAGCAAAACAUUCAUCGAAUGAUCUCUCAGCAAGUAAUUCCCCAUCAACAACAGCAGUCGAAUCCACCAGAAGCACCAGUUACAAACUCGACACCGAAUCAACCGGUCGAAUUCAACCAUGCCAUUACAUACGUGAACAAAAUCAAAAAUCGCUUCCACUCGCAACCGGAAAAAUAUAAGCGGUUUCUCGAAAUUUUGCACACCUACCAAAAGGAACAGAAAAUCUACAAAGAAGGUCCCCAGGGUGGCUGUAAUCCCGGAGCGAAGCAAUUAACCGAGGCUGAAGUGUACACUCAAGUUGCAAAAUUGUUCGAUAACCAGGAAGACCUUCUCCGAGAGUUUGGUCAGUUUUUGCCGGAUGCAACCAGCCACGCACCAAUCCACGUCAAUAAGAACCACACACUGCACGAGCAGGUGCAGCCACCAACUCAGCAGCCGCAUAACAAGAAAAUGUCCGGUAGCGUGAUGAGUACAAAUGUGAAACCGUAUAACUCUUCCCUUUCGUCGAAUCUGUCACGGAUGACAGAGCGAGAGUAUGCACAGUGCACAGAAAAAGAUUACAUUAUCAACUCUAGUGCCCUUGUCGGCCGCAGUGGAAGCGUUGGAAUUGAGAAGGAAUCACGGAACCAUGUGAGCAAUCAAAAGUUCGCUCACAACGUUGCUGGCAUUCAAGGAGGUGGCCAGAGUGGGAUGGGUAAUGCCAUAAAACGAUCACCAUCUUUUUCACAAAUGCCAUCGAUGAGUCAUAACAUGCCCUCACGGGAUCGCGAAGGUCCUCCAAUAAAACGGCAUAAGCCGAUUUGUCGCGACAUUACGCUCUCAGAAGCGUCUAAGUUUGGAACGUUGAACGAUUAUGCCUUCUUCGAUAAAGUACGAAAAGCUUUGAAAAGUCCCGAAGUGUACGAAAACUUCCUGCGCUGUUUGACGCUGUUCAAUCAAGAAAUUGUAUCGAAGUCCGAGCUUCUAACACUGGUGACACCGUUUCUCAGUAGGUUCCCAGAUUUGCUCAAGUGGUUCCAAGAUUUCCUCGGGCCCUCAACGGCACCCGAGUGUAUACCGUUGGCUUCGGCCCAGCGGCAAGAUAGAUCUCAAAGUGAGCUGGCUACCGAUAUUGAUUUGUCAACAUGUAAGCGGCUUGGUGCCAGCUAUUGUGCUCUCCCGAAAUCCCAUGAAAAUGUGAAGUGUUCCGGGAGGACGAAUCUGUGCAGGGAUGUGCUGAACGAUACCUGGGUGUCAUUCCCGACCUGGGCCGAGGAUUCGACCUUCGUCACGUCACGAAAAACGCAAUACGAAGAGUUUAUUUACCGCUGUGAGGACGAGCGCUUCGAGCUGGAUGUUGUGAUAGAAACCAACAGUGCAACGAUACGAGUACUGGAGGGUGUCCAGAAGAAGCUUAGUCGAAUGUCUCCUGAUGAAGUUAGUCGCUUCCGGUUGGAUGAUUGUCUUGGGGGUACUUCCCCUACGAUACAUCAACGCGCCCUGAGAAGAAUUUAUGGUGACAAGGCGGCGGACAUUAUCCAAGGACUUAAGAAAAACCCGUUUGUUGCUGUUCCGGUAGUGCUACGCAGGUUGAAGGCCAAGGAGGAGGAAUGGCGCGAAGCGCAAAAGGGAUUCAACAAGCAAUGGCGUGAACAGAAUGAGAAAUAUUAUCUCAAAUCUUUGGAUCAUCAAGGAAUCAACUUUAAGCAGAACGAUAUAAAGGCGUUACGAUCGAAAAGUUUGUUCAAUGAAAUUGAAACACUUUUUGAUGAGGUGAGUUAUAUGAAGCGCCAUGAGCAAAGUGAAGACGGCAGCCCAAACCCUUCGGUCAGUGGGCCGCAUCUGAUUCUGCCCUACAAGGACAAGACAAUACUGGACGAUGCAACCAACUUGCUUAUCCAUCACGUGAAACGGCAGACGGGCAUCCAGAAGCAGGAGAAAGCUCGCAUCAAACACAUCCUGCGACAGUUCGUGCCAGAUCUGUUCUUUGCUCCUCGGCAGCAAUUGAGCGACGAUGAGCGAGAAGAUGACGAUAGGGAUAUGGACGCCGACCAGGAUCAUGAGGAUGAAGGUAGCAAACCUGCUUCGAAAAGUAACAGUAAAAAUAAUGGUAGCAGUAGUUUAUCGAGCAGCAGCCCCGCAGCAGGUGCCAGUAGUGCGGGCGAGAGUAAAGAAUCUGUACAAACAGUUGUAAAGGAGGAAAAUUUAGACAGUGGGAAUGGUGGUAACGCAAGUGGUGUCAAAACCCCAUCAAAUGCCGCGAUAUCAGCAGACAGCGGAACGACAGGCUCCGGAUCAUCGAUGGUGGUAGCUGCUGCAGGAAGUCAAUCGAGCCUAAUCGGGAGCGGUGAUUCUAGUGCGAGUGCAAAUCGUGACUCAACAGACGAUAAUAGUAGCAGCAAAGACAACAACAUGCCGGAUGGUGCUAUCAAAGUGGAGAUAAAGCAGGAGAACGACCCAGACCAACCGGUAGUGGCAGCGUCGCAGGUUUUGCAGCCUCAACAGCAGCAGCAACAAACAAACUCGUCCUUACCGACGCACGCACGCCAUAUGGAAGAAGCAUACACCUUGUUCUUCACCAACAACAAUUGGUAUCUAUUUCUGCGAUUACACGCAAUCCUGUGUGAGCGACUUCGAUCGAUCUAUGAACGGGCCCAGAUCAUUGCCACCGAGGAGAAGGCCUACCAAAGCACUCGGAAUAACAGCACGGCGACAGCCCUCCGACUGAAGCCCAAGAGUGAAAUUAAGGUCGAGGAUUUUUAUUCCACCUUCCUGGAUAUGCUUAAAAAUGUGCUCGAUGGCAACAUGGAGGCGAGCAAUUUCGAAGAUUCUCUCCGAGAAAUGUUCGGUAUUCAUGCUUACAUUGCAUUUACACUGGAUAGGGUUGUUCAAAACGCUGUCCGACAACUGCAACACUGUGUUACGGAACGUGGUGCUCUUGAAUGUGUCGAGUUGUUCUUGCUCGAGCAACGAAAGGGUGGUGCUGGUGGACUCUGCCGCACUGCAAGCCGACGCGUCACUAACGAGUUGACCUACCAACGGAAGGCAGAAGCCGCUCUACAGGAUGAAAAUUGCUUCAAGAUUUACGUGUAUAAAAUGGAUUGCCGGGUUACCAUCGAACUCCUGGACACCGAGUCCGAAGAUACAGCGCAAAGUUUUAACAACGCACAAAACUACAGCAACUAUGUUGACCGGUUAUCGAAUCCCGCAGCUACCGGAACCGGCAGCGAAAGUGGAGCCAGUACAAUUGGCGGAUCUCACCCAAAUAUGGAAAUUAAGACGGAGAAGCUGGACGAUAAUAUGAGUUACGGCAGCACACCACGCAAGGCUCUAUUUUUGCAGCGUAAUUUACGCCGGUGUAAAGUAGCGAAUCAACCACCGGCGACGGAGCUGUCCAGUCUGCCUGUGGCAACAAAGACGGAAGGUGUGGACGGCUCGGUAUCGGAUGCUGGUACGCCGGGCAGUACCCGUGACGUCCAGUCUCCGCUCGCCUGUGCGGGAACGACUACGACGACGAACAUUGGGCAGAAAACCAACAAUUCCGUUUCUACCAUAGCCGAGGUCGUUGGAUCCAAUAACAAUAACAACAAUAAAAAGAUUGUUGGCGAAGAAGGAGGAGCUGGCGGCGGCGGCAUCAUUAACAACAGCAGCAGUACCAACGUUUGGAACAAUAAGGCAAAGGCUCCUCCUGAGAGGCUACCAAGCAGUAAUGGAGAUCAGAACUAUUAUGUGGACGAUCGAGAGCAAUUCAGAUUGAAUGUGAACAAUUACAAGAUUUGCUACGUUUUGAACAAGGAUCAUAUCUUCUAUAAACGCAAAUCGCUGAUACGAGCGAAAGAGACCCAUCAAACGGUGACUCGCUCGAUGCAUAGGCGUUUCGACAGUUUCAUCAAGCGUUGGCUCGAUCGCAACGUGAGUGAUAGCCAGCGGGUGCAGUGUAACGAGUGGCUGAUGGGCAACCGGUUCGAUCUGGUGAAGAACGUGACGGUGGUCAAGCAGAACAAUGACAUCAGCCGGACGCCAUAUAUGCUCUACAAUAGGUACAAAGUGGAAAAGCUGGAUAGCAACCAGAGCUAGAAAGGAGCAGCAGGAAAGCGCGCGUUGCGACACACGUCGUAACAUACAUUGAAAAAGUAUUAAGUUCAGAAAUGAAUAUACACAAUAAUACGUCGACAGGAAAUUGGAGGGAGAGUAAAAGAAAUCAAGUAAACUCCAUUAUCUGUUGUUGCGCAUAACGUUGUAUUUAUUGCUUGUAAGAAAAAAUCUUUUUUUUUUGUUUGAACAGCAACCCAUUUUACCGUAAUAUUUUUUUUAAAUUAACUUUUUCACUCUAGGUACGAAUAGUUUUAUCAAUAGUAUCACUUUCAGCGAAAAGUAGGUAAGUAAUAAUAAUAAUAAUAGAAACAUGUACAACUGAGCAAAUCUAAAAGAUGCAAUUUACUGAGAGUUUAAUUAAUGGCAAAUGCGCUGUAUAAUGUUAGAGGGUCAAAUAUUAUUCUUCAUUUCAUUCGUUAAGUUCGUUUAUUUAAAAUAACACGUCAAUAUACAUUAAGACCUUAUGAACUCCUCGAUGGAACUAACGCGAAACCCUAAAAUAAUUGUAAUAGGUUGACUGGAUGAUAUAAUUCAAUCAACUCAGACAUUUUAUCUAAUUUCUAAGCGAGCAAGAGAAUGAAUGCUACUCUAGCGCGAGUUCAUCUUCCUGUAAGGAAGGUGUGCUUGGUCGGUUGAAGACAGAAAAAAUAUUGUUUUUUUUUUCUAGCUGGAAAAUAUAUAAUAAUGCUACUAUACAAAAUGUAGAAACAUAUAAAGAGAGAGAGACACAAAUCUCAUUCACGUCAUGCAAAUAAUAUUUGAAUAUAUGCUCGGUUUGAGCAAAUGUUUUUUCCUUCUAUUUUAAUUACACUAGAUUAGUGAGAGCAGAAAUCGAUAUAAUUAUAAAAAAACGGUUAAAAUAUUUUCCACUGUGAAUAUGAAAGCAUUGCAAAAAAUGAGAAUAUUUAAAAACGCAAAACGCCAAUAAAUGUAAAGUUAUUUGAA
Molecule: messenger RNA, 6722 nt
Organism: Toxorhynchites rutilus septentrionalis
Lineage: Eukaryota; Metazoa; Arthropoda; Insecta; Diptera; Culicidae
Gene: Sin3A
Product: paired amphipathic helix protein Sin3a
Exons: 11
Coding region: 435-5759 (1774 amino acids)
Biological process (GO): negative regulation of transcription by RNA polymerase II
Cellular component (GO): chromatin
Molecular function (GO): transcription corepressor activity
Source: RefSeq, a predicted model, not a curated record